Messenger RNA from Physella acuta, 1051 nucleotides. RefSeq lists its product as uncharacterized. The record is from RefSeq and is a predicted model, not a curated record. Lineage: Eukaryota; Metazoa; Mollusca; Gastropoda; Physidae.
GUGAUACGUUCAACAUUUAGAUUUAUAUGUUCAUUGUUUUUAUUGAAUUGCAAACUACAGAAACCAACCAUGGAAACCUCAAUCAAAGGGAGAGAAGGAAAACUGGACUCACAAAACGUACAUGAAGGAAAUCAUGAAGCCGAGAUGUGCUAUGAAGAAGCUGAUCUACACAAACGAAUGGCAGACUGUAAGAAGAAUCCAGGUCAUAUAGGUUUUAUACCUCUUGAAGAUUUCAACACUAAUUGUCUUCCCUCACGUUACCAUGACGACGACCUCAUGUCUAAGACAAUCAAAACAAUGGCAGCCUUAACUGUCCAGGUAAAGACAAGUUUCACCAGUCUAGAGAGUUACCAGAGUUUUACCCAGGCACUCAUGAUCCAUAUCCAUGUUAUAAUGACAGAGGAAGUCACGUGAUGAGGUUAGGGACAGGGAGGAUUUGUUGGGCCGACAAGUAUACAGAGAGUGACCAAACUUGUCGUUGUGUUAAGUGUCAAGUCUCUGCCACACCCAGUAAAGUGUGGGGGGAAGUUCGUGUCUUGACAUCCACUCAUGUGGUGUUUGAUGCCAGUGAGGCGAGACAGACCAGGUGUGUUUUAUGUUUUGAUGACAAUAGCAGUCAAGGUGUCGAUCUUGAUGGCUGGGAGAUGGGUGGGGCAGAUAUUGAGAGAGACAGGAGUGUGUUGAGUUAUGUGACAUGCGACUUAGAUUUGGUUGAUGAACUGGACAAGAUGUGUCGGUGCUUGUAUGAUCUUUGUGAAAAAAUAAGCGACAAAUACAGGAGAUUUGUUAACGUGGACAAGUUGACCGUUAUAGUGUCACAUCCUCAUGGGUGUCCUAAACAGAUCUCUGUAGGACAAUGGACACGCAAACAAGAGAGGGUUGAUAGCCAUGUCUGGACUAAGUACUGGUACACAACAAGUACUUGUCCAGGCUCCAGUGGAGCGCCUAUAUUCACGCUAGGAUAUUGCGGGAGGUUGUAUCGCCAUUCCCACUGUGCAUCAAACUCUGAAGGAAAUUAUAGUGGGGAGUGGAGAGGCUGAUGCUAAUGACA